Messenger RNA from Phalacrocorax carbo (great cormorant), 6195 nucleotides. NCBI's taxonomy places the organism in Eukaryota, Metazoa, Chordata, Aves, Suliformes, Phalacrocoracidae. The record is from RefSeq and is a predicted model, not a curated record.
UCACUCUCUUCCCAGGGUAGUGCUAUGCAGGAUUCCUUUGCUUCAUGAAAUUUAGCAUGUAGAGCCAAGGAGCCACACGCCAUGCUGGUGUGGUUCUGCCCAUUCCCAGGGCCAUAACGGGAGCAGGAGAUACGCCCUUGAGAAUCCUGCUGCGUGGCUGGUUCUGGCAUCAGGAUGCAGUUUUGCUAUUGCAGUCAGCAAGAGCAUUUACUGGUGGUGGUGGUAAGGAGAGUGACAGUAAUGAACAGCGGACUAAGUGGAGCACUGCUCAACUACAUAAUUCUUUACAGUUUUCAAGGCAAAUUAAUCCUUGGUACAGCAUCAGUAUUUGUGGUUGCAGCUAGAAUGAAUUAAUCCUUAUGCUUUUUAUGGUUUAGUAUUUGGUGACUAAAAAGCGAAUGGUGAGUUGGUUGCAGUCGUUUCCAUUCCUGUGAAGUAGCGCAUCUGUUAGUUUUAAAGGUGUCUAAAAUACACCUAGCGGGUAGUGAGCUUUAUAUGAACUUAAAAGCGUUUUCUGUCACUGUUACAGAGGGUCCUUUGCUGACAGAGGCAAAGAGAACCCCUUUAGAUCAAAGCCUUAAAAAAUAAAGGGCAUGGAUGCCUUCUGGAGGAGGUAGCAGAUUCUUGCUCUCAUCCUCUGCUGUGAAACUCAAGAUCUUGUAUUCACCACGUGUCCAAAACCUAAUGUUUUUAGGUAGUGUCAUGUGUGUUUAUGGAAGGACUUCUGUCAGCUGUUUUGCGUCUUUGAAUGCCAUUAUUUUUCACUGGACUGGAGUAUGUUUCUGUGUGAUUAGUUUACUAGGUCUUAAAAAUAAUUAAAAUGUGAUUAGAAGAGAAUAUAAUUGGUUAGGAAUGGAGAGACAAAUCAGGUGUAAACCUUAGCCUGCAGGGACCAUUAAAAAUACAAAACUAAAUUAAGAACAAAUAAUUUGGAAAACACAUAGCUUGCUAUUCCCAAAAUCAAGCUGCUCAGAAACAAUGAAAAAACAAGGGGAAAAAAAGCAACAUAGAAGAAGAAAAAAGAGGUAAGCCAACUUAAAACUGAAACGACAAACAGGAUGUUUUUGUACUUAAAAUGUUGAAAAGGUGGGGUUUUUUCCACAAUUUGUUUAACGUGCGGGAUUUGAAGCUGUUUCAGUUAGUUAAUUUGGACAUCUUCUCACUACUUGUCCUCUCAGUUUCUGGACAGGUAAACAUUGUUUCUAAUGCUGACAUCUGGAAACUAGGAGGCCCCAACUUUUUGUUCUCUUCUCACAGUAAUACAGAGGCCAAAAAACUUGUCCUUUGUAAUACCUGCUACUUCUAUAGCAUGUUUUCAGAGGAGUCACAAAGCUCUUUAAGUAUCUUCACACUGAACUAGAGGGACUAUUGAUCCCACCUAAUUUGUCUGUAACGUGGGUACCAGAAACAAUGUACUGAAAAUUUGAACAGGGUUCAGCAAGUCAGAGAGCCAUGGCAUCUUGAGGCAACUCCUGUUGAACUUGGUAGGAGUUCUUACUUUGUGUAGAAAUGUCAUAGAGGAAGCUCAUUUUCCUUCUUGGGGAGGCAGAAUUUCCCAAGCUUGGUUUAGUUUCUUUAUUUGUAAGUUACGUUUUGUCAGUAGGUUUUUUUGCUGCCAAUCCCUUAGCAUGCUUGAGAUCUGCUUGCUGCUUUCUUCCAGCUGAAGGAAAGCCAGCUGAAGAGGUGACUGCCCUCAGCUUGCCUCAACUGGUAAUUAUUAGAGUGGGAAGAACCUGUCAGGUAAGGUGUUUAAGUUAACCUAACCCACGCAUCACUGAAGGAAAGAACAGAGAUGCGUAAGAGGAUGAGGUAGAUGGAGGGCUCUGUAACCUUCAGGUGAGGGGUGGUGACAAGCAGCUGGCAACAGUGGCCUAUUGAGCCGGUGCCAGGGAGGAACGCUGCAGGUGAGACCUCCCUCCUACACCUUUCUUGUGUCUGAAGGCAGGGUCCAGUGACUCCUCUCCACUAUGACACCCAUGCUCUUGUCUUGAUUUGCAUCCAGGCUGCCCCCCCUUUGAUCACGUGGUUUCUGAAUUCCUUCUCUCUGUCCAGCACUGGAAUUUAUUUUCUUUUUUUUCCCCCACAGUCACCCACUAGCCCACUGUCCAAGGUUCCUGUCAGUUGGUGUUAAUGAUUUUCACUCAUUUUCAACCUACUUUUUUUUUUUUUUACAGAUGGACUAUUUUCAUGCUUUGGUUUUAUUUCUCCUUCACACUCUGCUCUUUCACCUGCUUUCAUGUUCCAGGGUCAGUUGUGCCAGUCCUCCGCACUGGGCCACCACUUGCUUUGCAUUCCAGAGUCAGUCACUGCAGAAACCCAGUGAAGCAGUCGACAAUCAACGCACACUGCACUCUAGUGCAGAGGAAUGCCUUUGACAGUGACUGAAAUGGCAGCUUCUCUGGGGAAGAACUUACUUCAGACUGCAAAGAAAAGGAUCCUACAACAGAGAAGGGCAUCACUGUAUACUGGUGCUCAAGGUUAUCACGAAGAGUUGAUAAAGAAGAAACUUCAGCAGUUUGCUGGUGGAUCUAUCAACCUCUCCAAAGAAGACAGUGGUAUUGGAAUACUUUCUUUGAACAACCUGAAGCUAAUGAAUGCCUUUACAGGCACUAUGAUGCUAGAACUCCAGGAGAGGGUAACCGAACUGGAAAACUGGAAGGAUGGCAAAGGCCUUAUCAUCUAUGGUGCAGGAAACACCUUUUGCUCAGGUUCUGAUUUGAAUGCUGUCAAAGCAAUAUCCAACUCCCAGGAUGGGAUGAAUAUGUGCAUGUUUAUGCAAAACACCUUAACCAGACUUAUGAGAUUGCCUCUGAUCAGUGUUGCACUAGUCCAAGGAAAAGCUGUUGGAGGAGGAGCAGAACUUACCACGGCAUGUGAUUUCAGGUUGAUGACGCCUGGAAGUGAAAUUCGAUUUGUCCAUAAGCACAUGGGUCUGGUGCCGGGCUGGGGAGGAGCUGCCCGCCUGGUGCGGCUCGUUGGCAGCAGGGCUGCCCUCCGGCUGCUGAGCGGGGCUAUGGGAGUGGACCCCGAGAGGGCUUUGCGCCUUGGCCUUUCAGAGGAGACCCUGUCAUCUUCAGAUGAAACCAGAGCGUUAGAAGAAGCCCGAGCCUGGCUGAGUCAGUACACAGAGGGUCCGGCCAGCGUGAUUCGGGCUGUGAAAAUGGUGGUGACAGCGGGAAGAGAGCUACCAGUGGAAGAUGCCCUAAGGACAGAGAAGGACAUUUUUGGAACUGUAUGGGGUGGGCCUGCCAAUUUGCAGGCAUUGGUUAGAAGACCAAAACAUAAAUGACAGCGAAUGCAUAAGAAAUGUUCUUGACUUUUUUGCAAACAAAGCUUUCAGUAAAGCAGGCAUUAAACUGAAUUAUUUAAGGACUUGCUUAUUUAAACUGGCAUUAACAUUCCUGUCAUUCACGUCAGGCAGACAUAUUUGGUGUGCAACCACAGAGAAAUCCCCAGCAGAUUCUUUACUGUCCUAAUCACCCACCAAAUGGAGAUUAGUGAAAUUAGUAUGUAAAGGUAAAUACUGUGCUGAGAAUAGAACUAUAAUUCUUUUGGAAUGAGGCUGAAGAUUACUUUCCUUGGAGUUAAUUUUGCUUUUCUAACUGUAAUGGAAAUGAAUUGCUUGGAAGAUAGGAGGUUGGUUUGUUUGCAGAACAGGUACAUCUAAAGCUGCAAAAUACAAGUUCCCCAACAUAAGACCUGUGUCUUUAAGCAGCUUUGAAAGGAUGAUAGGUUGUUUUUUUUUUUCAGCUUCAGCCAGUUCCUUGUAUAAUUGCUGAGAAAAGUAUCCAAGGAUAAUUCUGUUUUAAUGGUGAUUUUUACAGGAGCAACUCUUAACUCAUUGAGGAGCUUAUUGCCCUCAUUCACUGACACUGAUUCAGGUCUUUAAAUGCAUUUAGGUGUCUUCUCACUGCUUGAGGAAUCAACUACCUACAUACACAUCUGCACAUUCCCAUAGCCUGGGUCUGUGCUGCUGAGCACAUGCAAAGCUGCUGACCUGAUUCUUUAUACAGAAUCUAGUUGAAAUCUUGGAAGGCCAUGAUGUAUCACACCUCCAAAAUGGGAUGUCCUUGACUGACUGGGUUGUUAAAGUACUUCAGCAUUCUGGGAAGACUUGUGUAUAGAUCCAUCUAUGCCUUACUUCAGUUGUUUUAGGGGUAGGGCAUAUUUGGGCUGACCAGAACUCGGUCUCCACUUCAUGCUGGUGCCUGUGCAAGUCAUUAGAUAACUCAGUGGGGAGGGUUUUCCCUUUAGAAAUUAGAAGCUGACAGUCCCUCCAUUGGCAGAUGAUUCUUAAAAUGAAACAUCUGUAAAAGCAAAAGCACACAGACAUAUUCAUGACUGAGAGUUUUCUGUACUGUUGGUUAGGGUGCACUUGUCUCUAAAUCCAGUAGGGGCUGAGAUCUGAGCCCAGGACCCAGGUACACCAGGGGAGCAUGUUAAGGAGGAAACUUUGAGCUACAUGCCACUGACGUGCAUUCUCACUCCGACCAGGCAUAACUAACUCUACAUAGGAACAACCUCCCUUUGGAAAGGGAGGCAAUUCCUUGGAUGGAAAUAUGUUACAAUUUCUGCAGCAUGGCAGGGUUCCUGAGGUUUAGACAGCAAGGUAAUUGUACAUACGUUUGAGGAUCUUGGGACAGAUCAAUGAUGGGAAUUAGGCCUGGAUUGCUUGUUAAGGUUCUGCAGCUUUCACGCAGGUGCUGUGCUCUGCUGGGCAUGUUUUACUUUAUGGCUUUCACAGCAGGGAGUGUGUAUAGCCUGAAGCAACCAAAAGAAGGGGAUGUGUUUUGAGCUGGCACCUCAGGGAGGAUAAGGAACUUGCUCUGCCCUGUUACUACCUGGUUGCUUUCACACCUGAAGCUGCUGCUGAACAAAGAUUUCAAAUCUCUCUUCCCCAAAAAUAAAGUUCAAUUUCUACUUCCAGGUCAGAGAAGAGACAAGAACGGAAACAAGGGGAGAGAUCUGGUUUGUCCUUCUUUCACCCCACCCUGCCUUUUUAUCCAACAGCUUGGUUAUUAGGCCCUGCUGCAGCUGGAUUCUCUCCUAUGCUCUAAAGGACUUCAAACCCAUGACUUCUGAAGUGCAGAUGUUUUAAUAUAGUCAGGCAGUACUUGACUGUUUAGAAUGAGACUGUUCUGCUUUUCGUGAAGUUCCUCAAGACUUGUGAGGGAUUCCAGACUGCCAACAUCACUGAGCUUUCAGAGCAUGCUCCAGUCCAUACUCAUCCAACUUUUUGAAGCAAUAGCACAUCACAUUGUCAUGAGUCAAAAAAAAAUUGUGCUUUAAAGGGCAACUGGUUAUUUCUUUGCGAGUAACAAAAAUAAAGUUGCCAUUGCUAAUACUGCGAUUAUGUUUUUUAAAUGGGUGUGAAAAUUCCUUAGAACCCGAGCAAGAUCCUUGAAUAGCUAUUUUUUUUCUCUAUUUUUCAGGUGCCAGGCUGUAGGGCUCAUUAGUGCACAUGGUGAUAUAAAUCUGAAAGGGAGGAGAUUGUAGCAGAAAAGCAGAAUCUGUUUUACUCACAUGUUUUGAACUAGACCUGUGCUGCCAGUAAGUGAAAUUCAGUGUGUACGCCUGUUGGGGACCUCUUUCCAUUUUGAUUUGUAGACAAUGAGCUUACUUCUCAUUUCAGCGAACACAUUUCCCCAGCCAUCCUCUCCAAUUUGUAUCAAAGGCAAACGUUGGCUUUCAAGAACAGGACAAAUAAUUAACUAGUACCGAGUAAGACAUUUUCAGAAAAGGUUACAGAAACUCAUUUUGUCCUCUGGUCUGUUGGAAUCACAAAUAUACCAAACAUAGCUACAGGAGAUUCUGAAGAUAAUGACAAGUGUUUGUUUUGAUCAAGGAUUUUGUGAACAGGCUACUAGCAUAUUCUCUGGUUUCUUUUCUGUUUUAAAAGCAGGUACAGCCCUUUGUAUGCAAACCAGCCUAACUAAAUUACCAUGAGCGCCUGCACGAGAUGAAAUGGAAUCCCAUUUUAGCAAUUUCAAAUCUAAAUGCCUUAUUUCAUAGAAUACUAGCUUAUCAUCUUAAAGUGAAAUACUUGUUACCAGCAGCUGAUAAGCAUUUGUAUUUUCUUUACAAUUACUGAAGACUACAAGAUUCAUUGUUUUUGUUCCCCUUCAGAAAUGGCCUAAAAACAAACAAGCACUAAAUGCACAAAAUAAAUUAGAAACCUCAGAAUUGAUACUCCCA